GUCUCGCGGUCCGGUUGGAACCAAGCCGCGUUCCUGCCGCGUCCCCUAAACAGGGGGUUUUAUUAAUCAUUUUAACAGGGGGUACAGGUAUUUUCAGUGGUUUGGGAUUUAGGGGGGUGGGAGGUGGGUGUCGGCCAGCCUAGAAGCCUCAAAGUGACUGGUCUAGGAAGCAAACAGGAUGCAUUUUUCAGUUUGAGAAGUAACCUAAGAAGGGAUCAAAGGACUCGUUUGGGGGUUACUCACUCACUACCGUGUGUUGCUCGAAGGCGUGCAAUGGCUCUGCUGUGAAUUUGUUUAAAACAAUUUUCAUCGACUGUAGAGCAAAAUCGGACUAUAUUGUGUCUAAAAUAGCAACCACAGAACAAUCACAAUUCACACUUGAAGGGAGAAGACAGUGAGAACACAAGAAAUCCAGCACCCUGCAGAAUUAAACAGUGUGAGACUGAAGAACAAAGAGACCCGAUGGAAGUGAACAAAAACAAGAGAAAGAAGCAGAAACAUGCUGAAGAGAAACUGCACGCAUGUGAUCAAUGUGGCAAGAGCUUUGCAAACAAAAGACACCUUAAGGAACACAUGAUAAUCCACAACAGAGAGAAUCCGCAUACAUGUGAUCGGUGUGAUGAGAGUUUCACCUGCAAAGAAGACCUUGAGAAACACAUGAAAACCCACACUGGAGAGAAGCUGCACACAUGUGAUCUGUGUGGCAAGGGUUUCAAACUCAAAUCACGGCUUGGGAUGCACAAGGUAAUCCACACUGGAGAGAGGCCGCACACGUGUGACCAGUGUGGAAAGAGUUUUUCACAAAAAGCGCACCUUAUGGCGCACAUGAAAAUCCACACCGGCGUGAAGCCGUACAAAUGUGAUCAGUGUGGGAAGAGAUUCCCGCGAAAAGACGGUGUUAUGAGACACAAGGUAAUCCACACUGGAGAGAUGGCGUACACGUGUGAUCAAUGUGGGAAGAGUUUUUACAUCAAAGGAGGCCUUGCGUCACACAUGAAAAUCCACCAUGGAGCGAUGCUGCACCCAUGCGAUCAGUGUGACGAAAGUUUCAGAGGCAAACGAGAACUUAAUCAACACAUUAAAAAAAUCCACAUUGGAGACAGACCCCACAAAUGUGAUCAAUGCGGGAAGGGUUUCACGCGGAAUGAACACCUUCGAAGACACAUGAUCAUCCACACCGGAGAGAAGCCGUACCCGUGUGAUCAGUGCGGGAGGAGCUUCAAUCUAAAGCAAUCACUUAAGGGCCACAUGUUGGUUCACACUGGAGAAAAGCCCCACACGUGUGAUCAGUGUGGGAAGGGUUUUACAAGCAAAGUAAGCCUUACGGCACACAUAACUAUCCACACUGGAGAAAAGCCGUACACGUGUGAGCAGUGCGGGAGGGGUUUUGCGCAGCACCGAGGCCUAACUGAACACAUGAAAAUUCACACUGGGGAGAAGCCACAUAAAUGUGAUCAAUGUGGGAAGAGAUUCACACAAAGAUCACACCUUCGUGUACACAUGAAAAUCCACACUGGAGAAAAGUCACACAAGUGUGACGAAUGCGGUAUGAAAUUCACACAUAGAUGCAGUCUUAAAUAUCAUCUACAUACCCAUUCUAAAAACAGACCUUUCUACUGUGAAAAAUGCGGCAAGGGUUUUAUUACGGAAUCAAGCCUGAAGAACCACCUUAAAGUUCAUGCGAAAGUCCGAAAUUAUGCGUGUUCUGUGUGUGGAAUGAGUUUUACUCUGUUGAGUGUUUUUAAACUCCACCAGAAGAGACACAGCUCUGUGAAGUCUUUUAUGUGCUUUGAGUGUGGGAAGUCCUUUUUUACAAGCACUGAACUGAAACAGCACCAGACGAGUCACACUGAAGAGAAACCUUACAAGUGUUCGCGCUGUGACAAGACAUUCACUCUGUUGGGAAACAAGAAAAAACAUGAGAGGAUCCAUACUGGAGAGAAGCCAUAAACACUGCCAGUGGAGAAGAGUUUUAGAAAAUAAGCUUCUCUAUGCAGUCAUACAAAACAAAUUAUGAAAUCACAGCUUUCUUGUGCAUAAAUCUGUUCUAACCAACCACAGUUUGUGUGAGGAUGAGCAUUUUGUCACAGUGAACAAAGUUCAUUUUCACGUCCACCUGUUUCAAGUGUGAGCUUCAGGAGUUCCUCCCAAAAAGUUUCACACAUAAUUUUCUCAUGCUUAUGUAGCUUAGUUCAUUUAUUCUCUUUUAUGAAAGAAAGUAGUUGUUUACAAAAUGUAGUUCAUGAAGGUUUUAGAGACAUCUUACAUAUAUAUCUUAACUUGUUUGUCAUUGUAUCUGGAACAUGUAGCUAUUCUGCCACUUAUGAUAUAGUUACUAUAUUUCUAUGCAAGAUAUGGCUGCGAUCAAGUAACUUUGCAACUGGUAACUGCUUCUCUUCUUUUCUUGAGAUGGUUUGGUUAUCUUUUUACUUUAUUUUUGUAUUUUGUA
Messenger RNA from Labeo rohita (rohu), 2449 nucleotides. RefSeq names its product draculin-like, tandem duplicate 3 (gene drll.3). Gene Ontology annotation, biological process: regulation of transcription by RNA polymerase II. The transcript has 3 exons. The coding region runs from base 463 to 1950 and encodes 495 amino acids. Gene Ontology annotation, molecular function: RNA polymerase II cis-regulatory region sequence-specific DNA binding; DNA-binding transcription factor activity. The record is from RefSeq and is a predicted model, not a curated record. Lineage: Eukaryota; Metazoa; Chordata; Actinopteri; Cypriniformes; Cyprinidae.